Molecule: messenger RNA, 2100 nt
Organism: Moesziomyces antarcticus
Lineage: Eukaryota; Fungi; Basidiomycota; Ustilaginomycetes; Ustilaginales; Ustilaginaceae
Product: negative regulator of sexual conjugation and meiosis
Exons: 1
Coding region: 1-2100 (699 amino acids)
Biological process (GO): intracellular signal transduction; protein phosphorylation
Molecular function (GO): ATP binding; protein serine/threonine kinase activity
Source: RefSeq, a predicted model, not a curated record
AUGUCGUCGGCGAGCGCCAACCAGCAGCACAAGAACCUCAUCGGCCACCGCAUCGCCGAGGGGCGUCUCGAGCUCGUCCAGGUGCUCGGCCUCGGUGCCUACGGCGUCGUCUACCUCGCACGAGACCUUCACCAGCACCAAGGCGCCUAUGCAUCCACCUCUUCACACCAGGCCUCGUUAUCGCUCUUGGCCGCCAAGGAGUGUCACGCUUCCGGCUACUACGCCGUCAAGUGCCUCAACAAGGUCGGCCUCGAUGCUCGCCAGCGUGCCUUUCAGCGUCGUGAGAUCAUGCUCCACACCAUGGCCUCCAGUCACCCCAACGUCGUCAGCCUUCACCGCGUCAUCGACGACCCACAAGACCCAUGCGUCUACGUCGUGCUCGACUACUGCCCCGAUGGCGACCUCUUCAGCAUGAUCACCGAGACGCAGCGCUACAUGCUGCCCAGCGCCGUCACCCGCGCCGCCGAGGCACAGGGCAUCGAAGUCGCCUUCACCACCGAGCGUCUCAAGAUGGACGCCCUCAUCCGCGACGUGUUUGACCAGAUCCUCGACGCCGUCGAGUUCUGCCACCGCAUGGGCAUCUACCACCGCGAUCUCAAGCCCGAGAACAUCCUCUGUCUGCGUGGCGGCGCCAAGGUGGUGCUCGCCGACUUUGGACUGGCAACAGGCGACAAGACCAGCUCCGACUUUGGAUGCGGCAGCACCUUCUACAUGGGUCCCGAAUGCCAGGGCGGCAUCACGCGCCGACUCACCAGCUACAGCACCGCCGCCAACGACGUGUGGUCGCUCGGCGUCAUCCUCGUCAACCUCAUCUGCGGCCGCAACCCGUGGAAGCAGGCGUGCCCCGCCGACGACACCUUCCGCGAGUAUCUGCGCAACCCCGACUUCCUCAAGGAGAUCCUGCCCAUCUCGGACGGCAUCAACUCGAUCCUCAAGCGCGUCUUCACCUUCCGCGCCGAGGCGCGCUGCACCAUCGCCGACCUUCGACGCAUGGUGCGCGGCGUCGACCGUCUCACCGCCACCUCGGCAGAGAUCAAGGCUCGCCAGCAGAUGGCUCGCCAGGCCGCCGCCGAAGCACAUGCUGCCCGUCAGGCCGAGAAGGCCGCCGCCGCCGCCGCCUACCGCGAGCAGCAGCGCCAGCAGCAGGCCAUGUUUGAGGCCGCCCGCGCCGCCCACGCUCACCCUCACGCUUACGACCCGGCCACCAGGGUCGUCCGCCACGUCGCCGCCGCCCGCAAGCCCGAGUGUGCCCGCGUCGCUCACCACCCACAGGUCGCCACCUUCGACAAGAUCUCGCAGCCGGUCGUGUAUGCUGAUGACCAUGCUGGUUACGUCGCUCACGGCGAAGCCACCGCCAUCGACGACGACUCGGCAGCUUAUGAGAACUACUCGGACUCGGAGCUGGACAGCAGCAGCUGCGAGGGCGAUGGCUCCUUCUCGCCGUCGGAUGCCCCCGACGGCUCCGACGAGGGUCGCCACCAGCAGGCCUGCGUGGAUUGGUCGCGCCACCCGAUCGCCCGCCCUGCACAGGAUCACCUGGACCGCGGCGCCGGAUCCAACUACACGAGCAUGAGCGAUGUGCACGCAUCCGGCGCGAGUGUGGCGCCUUCGACAGCUGCCCGUGGUGCGAUGGUGCCGAUGCACAGCUCGACAUCGAUGGACGAGCGCGAGGGCCAGUCGGACGACUGCUCGAGCCGCAGCGGCAGCGGCGAGUCGCGCCGCAGCUCGGCUUCCUACACGGGCCUGCCGCCCACGCCGCAGUUUGUGCCUCACAGCGUCGAGGAGAACGUGCAGCGCAGCGCCGACUACUCGCCCACGCCAGCCAGCAAGUUUGCGGCGCCGGGUCAGGUGAGCGUCGUCGGCGGUGCCGAUGAAAGCCUGCUGGUGGGCGGCAAGGCAUCCACGCGCGGUCUUCCCGCCCGCUGGCUGCAGAGCCGCUGGGACCAGGACGCGGCGUCGCUGGCCAAGGUGCAAGAGACUUCGGCCGUGAUUGGCAGCUACGCAGGCGGCAGGCAGUACGCUAGUGUCCCCUCUCGUCGACAGCGCCCGGUGGGGCUGGGUCAUCAUGGUGCGCAUCCGCCCAUGCCUGCACCCUACUAA